Miscanthus lutarioriparius is the source of this 1800-nucleotide messenger RNA. The record is from the annotation of a GenBank genome assembly. Lineage: Eukaryota; Viridiplantae; Streptophyta; Magnoliopsida; Poales; Poaceae.
AUGGUGUUCGACUGCACCCCACGCCCGGACGCGUACACCUACGGGGUCAUGCUCCGGUGUCUAGUCCAAACGGAGCGCCACGCAGAAGCUGUCGCGCUGCAUCAGGACAUGCGGCGGCGGCGCCCCUGCCCCGAGGCGCAGGACGACUUCGUGCUGUCGCUCGCGCUCAAGGCCUGCGUCAGGUCCGCGGAGUACGGGUACGGUAGGAGGCUGCACUGCGACGCCGUCAAAGCCGGCGGCGCGGACGGCUUCGUGUUGAACAGCUUGGUUGACAUGUACGCAAAAGCCGGGGACUUGGAGUGCGCCCGGAAGGUGUUCGAGAGAAUUCCCGGACGAAAUGUGGUGUCGUGGACCUCAAUGCUCAGCGGGUGCGUCCAGAAUGGUUUUGCUGCAGAUGGACUCCUUCUGUUCAACAAGAUGAGGCAGGACAAUGUGCCUCCCAGUGAGUACACCAUAGCAACCGUUAUCACAGCUUGUUCUGCACUCAUUGGUCUGCACCAAGGGAGGUGGAUGCAUGGAUCAGUGAUCAAACGAGGCUUAAUGUCUAACUCAUUUAUCAGUGCAGCCUUGCUGGAUAUGUAUGUCAAGUGUGGGGAGCUAGAGGAUGCUCAGUCUGUGUUUGAUGAGCUCAGCUACAUUGACCUUGUUCUUUGGACGACGAUGAUUGUGGGGUACACACAGAACGGGAACCCUCUUGAUGCAUUACGGCUGUUUCUUGACCAAAAGUUUGCAAACAUUGUUCCAAAUUCAGUUACCACAGCAACCGUUCUUUCAGCUUCUGCUCAAUUACGUGACUUGUCUCUAGGAAGGUGUAUUCAUGGGAUAGCUGUUAAGUUAGGUCUGGUUGAGUACACUGUGGUGGUGAAUGCGUUAGUUGACAUGUACGCGAAGUGUCAAGCUGUGUCAGAGGCCAAUUGCAUAUUUGGAAGAAUUUCAAACAAGGAUGUUGUUGCGUGGAAUUCAAUGUUAUCAGGUUAUGCUGAGAAUAACAUGUGCAAUGAUGCUCUGAUGCUCUUCAAACAAAUGAGUCUGAAGGGCCCUUCACCCGACGCCAUCUCCGUGGUGAAUGCCCUAUCAGCUUCUGUUUGUCUGGGUGAUCUACUUAUUGGUAAAUCCUUCCAUGGUUAUGCUGUUAAACAUGCAUUUCUGUCCAAUAUUUAUGUCAGCACUGCUCUGCUGAAUCUGUACAACAAGUGUGGCGAUCUCCCAUCUGCUCGUAGGGUGUUCGAUGAGAUGAAUGACCGUAAUUCUGUGACUUGGUGUGCUAUGAUUGGUGGUUAUGGAAUGCAAGGCGAUUCUGCAGGUUCCAUUGAUCUUUUCGGUGAAAUGCUGAAAGAUGGUGUCCACCCAAAUGAUGUAGCAUUCACAAGCAUCUUAUCCACUUGCAGCCAUACUGGGAUGGUUACUGCAGCGAAGAGGUAUUUUGAUAGCAUGGCACAACAUUUCAACAUCAUACCUUCCAUGAAACAUUAUGCUUGUAUGGUCGAUGUGCUAGCCCGUGCAGGAAAUCUAGAGGAGGCAUUGAAGUUUAUAGAUAAUAUGCCAAUGCAAGCAGACACUAGUGUCUGGGGAGCUUUUCUCCAUGGAUGCGAGCUUCAUUCAAGGUUACAGUUUGGAGAAGAAGCUAUCAAGAGGAUGAUGGUGCUUCAUCCUGAAAGACCAGAUUUAUAUGUGCUGAUAUCAAACCUGUAUACCUCGAAUGGAAUGUGGGACAAAUCUCUAGCUAUCCGGAGAUGGAUGCAUGAAAAAGGACUAGUCAAGUUACCUGGGUGCAGCUCCGUUGGUCGUGAAAAUGGAUGA